UUAACUAUUAAUUCUAAUUAUUUUUUUCGACAUUAAUAAAUUACCUCUUUUUUUUUUGGUCCAAUGACCGAAUAUGAGUUUUUUUCCGGAAAUGAAUUGGUACAACAUGUUGAACUAAAAGUGAAAUCUUUAAUGAUCAUAAUAUCUGAGAUAAAACAGUCUAGUCUCAAUUAUGAGUUUGAUACAUCAAUACGUAAUGAUAUUAACGAGUAUAUACAAAUUGUAGAAACAGAUUGUCAGACAAUAAUAAAUGAUAUUAAAAAUAAUUUGUUUUCAAACAAAAUAUAUCAUAAAACUCAAAAUAUUUAUGAUAAAAUAAUGCUGCCGUCAAUUUGGAUGUUAAAUAAUGAAGACUACUACAAACAAAAAAUGCAAAAAUUUGAGGUAGAAAUCAAUUCUAAAGUUGAUGAUGUAACAAAAUCAAUUGGAUCAACUACAGAUAUUUUGAAUGCAUAUUAUAAAGAAAACUUAUUACUUGAUGAACAAACUAAUGACAUUUAUCAGAAAUUAAAUUUACAAAAAAAUAUACUUAAUCAAGAAAUUGAUAAAUUCAAUAACACAGAUGUCAUAUUAAAAAAUGCCUUUUGCAAAUCGAAAGAAAGUCUUUUAAAAAAAAAUGAUGAAAAUGUCUUGUUGAUUAAUGAAGCCCGUAAAUUGAUAUUUAAAUAUCAACAAAACAUGUAUGUUUAAUAUUUAUUUUAUAGGGAACAUAUAAAAUAUAAUUAAUUUUUAAGAAUUUAAUGUUACGGGUAUACUAUUUGAAACCUAAAAUAUAAAUUCUAUGAGUUUUACGACUGCUUAAUUUUUGUUUUUAUAGUGACAUGGUGUAGUAAUGGUGUUUAUAAUCAUUUGUCAUUACCAAGUGGUUAGUAGUUACAAUUAAUACGUAUUAGGUACUCUGGCAUAGGCGCAAAAAGCGUUUGGGAUAUAGGGGGGGGGGGCUAAAGCCUUACUUUGAUAAUAUUGAAUAAGCUUAAAACCAAAUAUAGGAAAUGUUUGGGGGAGGCUUAGGCCCCAAAGCCCCCUCCUUUUUGCGCCAAUGGAUCCUGUUACUCUAUGUUUAAUGCAGACUGUUAUUAUCUUUAUUAUUUAUUAGCUUUAGGCUUAUUUUCGCCUUAUUGUCUAUAUCCUAAAAAAGGUGGUGGACCUUUUUAUUAUAGCAGGCCAAAUCUGUGUUAUGCUUUGGCAUAAUGGGUUAAUAUUUUUUAGAUGUGAAUAGAGAAUUUUAAAAUAAUAAAAUAUACAUAUAAGAACUAUUUUUAGUAAUAUUAUCUAUUUAUUGUAUAAAAAGGAAUGUUUGAGUGUGUGUCCUUUGUGCAUUCCUAAACUUCUAGACCAAUUUUGAAGAAAUUGUUUGUAUUUGUUUUAAUGAUUCCCGGGAUGAUUUAGAUUUACAAUUGGACCCAGUAGGUACAACCCCGGGAAAAUAUACAAAUAUGACGAAUAUAAUUUUUAGAAGUUUAUAAUUAUUUUCUUGCAUGUAUUAGCUGUAUUGCACAUUUUUUACAACAUUUUAGAUUUAUGGUUUUCAGAAAUAUUUAAAAAAAGAGCAAAUUCUGUCCUGAGUUACCUCAUUUUACAGUAUUUAUUUAUUGUUGGUUGCCAUUGGUUAAUCAGGCAGCUUAGUUACAAGUUUACAUCAAAUUAAAUGUUAGAUUCUGAGCGGAGCGAGGAAGCUAUUGUUUUUACAAUGGUGUUUAUUAUUU
This is a messenger RNA of Acyrthosiphon pisum (pea aphid), 1706 nucleotides long. RefSeq lists its product as uncharacterized. Bases 64 to 690 code for a protein of 208 amino acids. The transcript is spliced from 3 exons. The record is from RefSeq and is a predicted model, not a curated record. NCBI's taxonomy places the organism in Eukaryota, Metazoa, Arthropoda, Insecta, Hemiptera, Aphididae.